Molecule: messenger RNA, 2323 nt
Organism: Aegilops tauschii subsp. strangulata
Lineage: Eukaryota; Viridiplantae; Streptophyta; Magnoliopsida; Poales; Poaceae
Molecular function (GO): RNA binding
Source: RefSeq, a predicted model, not a curated record
UUUUUUUUUUGAGAAACACAAUAUAGACGCAAACGCUCACAACCUCACUAUCAAUAGGAACCACGCCUCCCACUGAAGACUAUCCCACCUUUAUGAGACACCAGUGUAUCAAGCCUAGGAUUUGGUCCCUGGUGGAUUGGGGGUACCACUAGCAUCCUAAUCAUCCAAUCACAGGUUGGUGCUUGCUGCGUAACUCAAUUCCGCAAUGUGCAACUUGGUUGGCUUAGGAGAAAAAAAUAGCAGGUCCACAAAAAUACCAUACUUGCAGCGUCUCCUUGAAAUGUUUACCAUGUGUUCGGUUUGGUACGAUGAUUCUUGCAGAUCAUGGACAUUCAACCUUGUGUACUACCAGAAUGCGUUUGGUUUCGUGUGAUGAGUCCAGAAUGAAGAGUUUACACACUGUAGGUCCUUUUAUUUGACCAUGUGGUGAAGAGGUCCUUUGGUUUCUUCUUGUUCUUUGAGCUCAACCAAACCAGAGUCGCCGUCCGCAGAGUUUAACCCCAACCAACCAACCAACCAAAGCACGCACGCUAAACCCCCCCUCCUCGUCGCUAGCGCCUCCAUGGACGCCGGCGGCGAGCUCAAUGCGGCCGUCGCGGAGCCGAUCGGGGCCGUCCAGUACGCCCCCUCCCCCGGCGCCACCUUCGACGACGACUGCGACGACCUCUACGGCGACGUCAACCUCAGCUUCCUCCCCCUCCCGCCGCUCUCCCCUUCCCCUUCCUCCCCUCCCAAGACCCCCUCCCCCGGCCUCUCCAUCCCGUCCCCGUCCCCGUCUCCACCGCCGCGCCGCAAUCCGUCCCCCAACCCGCAGCCCGAGCCCGUGCCCGAGCCCCCAAAAGACCCCACCCCGCAGCACCAGCCGCCGCUUCCUCUGCAAAAACCGCCCAGCCCGCGACAGCCAAAAGCACCCACCUUCCGGCACCAGCCGCCGCGGUGCGCGUCGGGGGGCUCUACGUCGUCGUCGCCGCCCACCACGGCGCUCUACAUCGGCGACCUACCCUGGUGGACGACGGACGCGGAGGUGGAGGCCGCGCUCGCGCCGCACGGCGCGCUCGACGGCCUCUACUUCUACGCCGACAAGUGCUCUGGCAGGUCGCGCGGUUCCUGCCGCGCCGACUUCCUCCACCCGGCCGCGGCCGCCUCGGCGGCGGCCGCGCUCCACGGGCGCGUCUUCGACGGGCACCACUGCGUCGCCUCGCUCUCCUGUCCGCCCGAGCUCCGCCGCUUCGGUGCCGACUCCGACGCCUCGGCUCCGGCCCCGGCCCCAGGCCCGAACCCCACCCAAGGCCGCGGCGGGAGCGCGAGCAGCGUGACAGCAGCCCGGGGCAAGGUGGGGUCUUUGGGCGAUGGGUCGGGUGUGGGACCCAUGGCUCCCCGGCCGCGCCAGUUCGCUGCGAUGAUCGGAGGCGGCGGCGGGUUCCCGUCGUCGAUUGGGCAGUACAAUGCGGGGAUGGGUACUGAUGCGAUGCCUCCUGUGGUGCCGCCGCGUGUGAACCCGGCAUACUUGGCAGCCAGCAGAAUGGCAAUGGGUGGCCCUGGCACAGGGAUGUGGCCUAAUCAGGGGAUGGCUGGGGGCUUAUGGGGUGGGCUUCAGCCAUGGAAUUUUGGAGGCUGUGACAUGUCAUGGCAGCAGCAGCACCACCGCCAGGCGCAGCAGCAGUACCGGGGUGGGAACGGGGGCUAUGUGAAACUGCGUGGCAAUGGGCAGGAAAGACCAGGUGGUAGGAAUCAGGACAGGGACAUUGGCAAUGCGAGGGGCAACCCAGAUAGAAGGCAGUAUGGCCGGGGCGGCGGCGAACGGCCCAGGGAGAGGGACCGGCAUCAGGAGUAUGUGCCGGAGAGGGAAAGGGGCCGUGAGAGGAACUGGAAUGACAAGGAUCAGCACGGUGGUGGUGAACAAAAGAGGUACCCGCAGUACACUGAGCACGAUGACUGGGAGCGGCGAGGGCGGCUCAGGUCAAGGAGCCAGUCAAGGGACAGUGAUGAUGAUGAUGAUCAUCCGAGAAGGCGGCGCUGAUUUUGCGCCACCUGCCGGCUAAAUGGCAUACUAUUACCAGCCUUUUGCGCCCCUGUUCGGCCACUUCUGCUCUACCAGGAGUUGCUGCGGACACAAGGCUUACUCAGUAGCGUCAACUUACUACGAAGGAAUUAGUUGAGACAUAGACAUAACCGGACAUAUUAUCUUUUGCACGCCAUUUUUAAAUAUAACUUAUAUGGUACUUAACUCGGGUAACCGUUCGAAGAUAGUGGUCCUACGUUUGGCCUGAAUGAUUCUGUGUUGUGUUUAACUCCAAGAAUAUAUUUGGAAAACUGUUGUUAA